CGAUGCUCCAUCUUACAACGUACAAUAACAAAGGGCGAAUGGAACGUCGACUGCUUCUUUGCUUUUCAAUUACGGAAAAGAAAGCUGUUCUUACCCAGGGCUGGUAGCGUAGCUUUGAGAUAUAAAGCCUCCGUACAGAGGAAUGGAGUCGAGUGAACAACCGCAACCUUACUAUCCGUCAUAUACAUCGUGUGAGAGGUGCCAGAGAAGAAAGAUCAAGUGUGAUAAAAGACAACCAUGCUCAAAAUGCUACAAAGCUAACGUAGAAUGCAAACGAAAAGGAUCCGGAGAGAAACAGAGGCCGGCGACAAAAGCCUACGUACAAGCACUCGAAGCACAAGUUGCCUCGCUGGAACUUUUUCUCCAGAAGCUAGCCGUUGCUGACGAUACGCAGCGAGGAGAACUGCUCUCCGAGUACCACGGCAAUUCAGAAUUCAUCAAGGAAAGCACAGUCCCCAAACAAAAUGAUUCAACGCUGUCAAACAAUGGCCAACUUGCCUUUGCCAGAACUCGUGCGGGCCACCUUCGCAAGCUUAGGGCGAAAAAUGCAUCGCAAUUUUACGGCGGUACCAGCCUAUUCCAAAUCCAAGAGAGCAAGGAAUCUAUUACCACUACAGGUGCCUUGAAUAUUGUCGAGUCCACUACGACAGGGUUCUUCUCUGAGCCUGAUGUUUGCGCGAAAGAAAGCCCUGAGAAUCCGCGGCAUCUAAACUUUGAGUAUGGCCCCCAACAUGAAAUUCCUAGGCAGCUCUUGACCAUUUUCUUCAAACAACAAUAUCCGUACAACAUGUGUGUCUAUCGUGAAUAUUUUUUGCGGGAUUAUGAUGCUCUGAAGGGACCGUAUUACUCCGAGGUACUUUUGUAUGCCAUAUGUUCAAUGGCAGCGCUCGCUUCAGAAAACCAGGAGCUUCAAUCAAAGUCAACACUCUUCUCGGCCCAUGCACAGUCCCUACUAUAUCAAUCUUUAGACUCCCCCGACCUUACCGUUCUUCAAGCGCUUCUCCUUCUCGGCCAAAGAGAGAUCGGGCAAGGCAAUGGAUCCAAAGGCUGGCUGUUCUGCGGCAUGGCGUUUCGCCUGACGCAUGAGAUGGGGUUACAUUUGGAUCCAAAUAACUGGGAUGAUUCCACUCAACCAUCUGUGGACAUUGAAGUGCUCCGAAGAGUGUACUGGGCAGCUUUCAUCGUUGACAAGCAGCUCAGUCUCUACUUCGGUCGACCACCGGCCCUCUAUCCCCAUGAAUCAGAUGUUCGCAAUACUAUUAGGAUUCCGUAUCCGCCUGAGUGGCAGAAGCUUCUGGAUACCUACAUUGCGAAGGGCAUCUCCGCCGAUGCAUUUGAAGAUGGUAUCGCACUAGUUGGAUCUCUGACAUACCAAGUAGAGCUGUGUAAGAUCUUCCAUAACAUGAUAUCGAAACUCUACCAAAAUCGAUCUGCCACUUCUGACCCUACCAUUAUGGCGACCAAAACACAGCAGGUACAUGUUUCUCUUGUUGGGUGGCUGUCCAGCUUACCUGGCAAGCUUCAUUGGAACCAAUGGACAGUGGGGCAAGUACCUCCUUAUAUUUUACAUCUGCACAUGUUGUUUCACACAGCAAUGAUCAUUCUACAUCGCCCCCCUCGUCACUAUCUGGAAGAACCCGGUAUCGCGACAAGCGAAGACGUGGAAAUUUGUUACGAGUCCUUGCGCGCACUUAUAAGGCUUAUGAAGACGUACUCCAGAUACUAUCAUUAUCGCAGCCUCCCAUUUGACUUCAUCCAUACGCUAUCGACGGCAGCCGGCGUGAUUCUUAUGAAGCGUUAUCUUGAAAAGGCACCCAUGGACGAUACAGAAAUAUCCAAGUCUCUCCAUGUCGUUCUAGAAGCAAUGGACGGUGUCAUGAACACCUGGCCAUUCGUCAGCAAAAUCAAAAUGUGCGUCAUGCAGGCGAUGGAAAGUCAAACCGUUUCCACACCUCAGACUGAUCCAAUUUUCCAUCUGGGUCUUGAUCUUGACCUUUCGACCAUGCCAGAUCCUUUUUUGUUUCUUGGAGACACUGGUGUAGGAUUUGGCGACACAGAUCUUGGAUUUUUGGUUACGGAUGACGCGCUGGCCACAACGUUUACGUGGGACGAGAUGCAGCCUGGCUUCGCUGGGUCGUCGAUUCAAGACCUGCAAGAGAGAAAUUAAUGAAAGGAUUAUCCGCGGCAAUGGUUUCAUUGAAAUAGCUAUAUUAAAUGUCGUAAAGGUCGGGUACCCUUCUCCAAACUGGAUAGAAAACUGAGGGAAGAAAUGGGAGGAAAGAAGUAAGGCAGCAUAACCCAUCUCUGACUGAACCGAUCCCUUGGUUAUAUAGUAGAAACACUAAUACAAUGAGUAUGGUUAUGGUUGAACGCCCUAUCAUUAAAGUAGUGAAGAGGAAAGUUGAUUGUUGGUUGGUUGGAGCCAGGGAUCUACAGAGGGUUGGCGCAUCAGGCUGGCUCCCUACUACGAGUUAGUAUUUUAUGCCCACA
Molecule: messenger RNA, 2490 nt
Organism: Aaosphaeria arxii CBS 175.79
Lineage: Eukaryota; Fungi; Ascomycota; Dothideomycetes; Pleosporales
Exons: 5
Coding region: 143-2167 (674 amino acids)
Biological process (GO): DNA-templated transcription; regulation of DNA-templated transcription
Molecular function (GO): zinc ion binding; DNA-binding transcription factor activity, RNA polymerase II-specific; DNA binding
Source: RefSeq, a predicted model, not a curated record